UAGGUAUACAAAAUAUACGUCUUAUCCCACGAAAAAAAAUUGAAAAAUAUCUUGUCAUAAAAGAUUAUUAAUUGAAUAAUUUAGUUCGGGUAACCCCCACUUUAACUAUAUAGAUUGAUAUCGAUAAAAAGAUACUUAAAAUUAUUUUUAUCUGGAUAAUGCACGACACAGGGCCGACGAGUACAUAUUUAUAAUAUUAUACUGUAAUGUAUUACAAUAAUGGUCGCGGAUAUUCAUAUAUUACAUUAUUCGUCAGCGUUAAAUUUACAAACGAACAAUGGCCGCGUCGUCUAUUAGCUAGCUCCACUCUUGCAGCAGUAUAAUAUAUGGGAACGCCGCUACAGCUAUAUAUAUUAUAUGUAUAUAAAUAAACUAUAAUAUUUUAUUGUUAUUAUAAUAGCACAUAAUACUGGGUCAUGCGAAUCGGCGAAAAAAAAAUAGGAAAAAACUCGGAGAGGAACCGGCGGCGCUGCGAGAAAGUCGUAAAACAAUGCGUUUGCGUAAUAAUCGCGAACGGCGUGAAAACAAAAAAAAAUUGAAAGAAAAACGUAACGCGUAUUAUAUUGGAAACAAUUACAAUAGCGACGGCCGAAGAUCUUAAUAAUAAUAAUAUUGUUAUUAUCGUAUUAUUAUAGUUGGCUCUCGUUUAAAACACGCGAAAUAAUGCGUAUUACGCGCACGCGACGACUUCCAGGAAAAUAGAUUUCUUUGGGUUGCAGUCGAUGUCACUGUGUGCAAGUCGCGUUUUUCUCGGACGGUGUCCGAUUGGUCGGUUGGCCGGAAAGCAGGAGGGAAAUAUUCAAGUAUAGAAGAAGAAAGAAACAAAGUUUACCGAAUAUCAUAAUAUAUUAUAUUAAUUUGUAUUUAGAAGACGAAACGGUAGGAAAUAAAAUGAAAAGGGAAACGUCACCGUCGCCGCCACGUCCGCACACGUCUUGUCAUCGCCAAGUCAACGGUGCAUUCGAUUCGUCUCGGGCAGGUGAAUUCUCGACAGAAGAUCGGCGAAAAAAAAUUUAAAAUAUAUUCGCGGUAUAUACCUAACGAUAACUGUCGUAGAAAAAAAUAGUCGUUCGCGCCCUUAACGACGUCCACCCCACCCCUUCCCGUCUGCAGGUCGCGGAUCGUUAACUGACAGUGAUAAUAAGGACGAUGAUAACACAACAAUAACAAUAACAACAACAAUAAGAAGAACAGCGUAUAGGAGGAAAUUACUAUUAUUAUUAUUAUUCUACCGAAAAAAAUAAAUGUUUGGCGCGCGGACGUCUGACUGGGAAAACGCCGCGUGGCCGCGCCACCGUCGGUCGCCCGGCCGGUCGCGCGCGCCCGAGCAGCCGGUGUACCGCCGCAUACGUCUGAACGGAGCGCGCCAGUCACCAGCCAGUCCGGUGUCCGUCGUCAAACUGCUCAGUAAGCGCACCGCCGCACGACCGUGUUCACUCGUGUUGUGUGUAGUCUUCGCUCGUACGUGUUAUUGUUUGUUUUUAUUUUUGUCGUCGAACGAGAGUGUACUCGUCCGGUCGUCACAUUAAUUUCGUCUCUAACACCUGCGCCGUUUGUUUCAAUUAUUGCGACUGUUUUUUUUUUUAUUUAUUGAAAUUUUUGAUUUUGUUUUGGUGAUCUAAUAAAAAAAAAUUGUUAAUUAUUUUUAAAAAAAAUAAAUAAAAUUUGGUAAUUUCUAAAUUAAUAAAGUAUUUAGCAUUAUUAUAAUUAAAUCGAGUUUCGUGCGCCAGAUGCUUGCAGUGAUCGUCGCCAGUGAUUAUCGACGUCGUUGUCUCCAGGAGGAAUAUCGUUGUUAACCGCGCGCGCGUGUGUCGUCGCCGUACGGUGAUCUUCGGCGCGUGUGUUCGCCGCCGCCGCGGGAUCUCGUCGCGCGCAGCCGUCGUCGUCUCACCCGAUGGCCCUAAACGCCACUACGUGUUACAACAAGGCGGUGAUCGCGGGCUAUGGGUCCUCGUACCCCAGCCCGCUGGCCGCCUCCGCCGGCGUUCCGUCCUCCCUGAUGGUGGCCGCGGCCGCCGGAUCCGCGGGCGGAUCGCCGUCGUCCCGAUCCGGAUCGUCCGGGUCCAGCAGCGGGCCGUCCGGGUACCGCGUCAAGGAUUUCAACGUGCCCCUGCACGUCGACUGUAGCGUCGAGUACGAAAUGCCCAGUUCGGCCAAACCGCCGGUGGGCGGCAAGGUCGAGCCGCUGCUCAUGAUCCACCCGUCGUAUUACCGGAAGGCCGAGAGCCGGACCCGCAGCCUGUUCGUCAACAACAUGCCCGCCGCCGCGUCCGCGUCGUCCGGCCGGAGCAGACCCUCGGCAGCCGCAGCCGCAGCCGCCGCGGCCGCUGUCGGUGGCGUCUGCGGUAGACCUACCAUCGCGAACGCCGCUGACGGACCGCCGCCCGCGAAAAAACCGUACGCCGGACCUGCGCCCGGAGUGACCGCGUCCACCGCGGCCGGCGUAUACGGCAUGGUCACCGGCGCCGUGGCCGCCGCCGCUGGCGCGUCCCAGUGGCCCCCGCUGGGCUCCAGCGCCGAGCACCAACACCACGACGGCAAACGCACCCUCGACAUGGUGCAGCGGCAGUACCAGCAGCACCUGCAGGCCAGUCUGCCGCCGCCGAUGAUGACGGCCGCCUUGCCUACCGACAAAACACACAUGACAGUGCCGAAAGGGUGUUCUUGCUGCCAGGCGAAAUUAUUAAAGCGCAAAGCCCAACAACCGCCGUCGGUGCCACAACAACAACAACAACCACAGCAACACCAUAUCCACCUUCACCAACAACAACUACAACAACAACACCUGCCGCAACCACCUCAUUUACAACAACAACAACAACAACACCUCCAUCACCACCAGCAGCAGCAGCAGCAGCAGCAACAGCAGCAACAACAACAGCAGCAACACCAUCAACACCUUCAUCAUCAGCAACAGCAGCAGCAACACCAUCAUCACCAACAACAGCAGCAGCAGCAGCAGCAACAACAACAGCAGCAGCAGCAGCACAUACAUCACCAUCAUCACCACCAACAGCAGCAGCAGCAGCAACAACAACAACAACAGCAGCAACAGCAACAACAACACCAAGAGUACCACAAGUCGAGGCAAAACGAACCGCCAACACCUCAGCUGUGGGGUUUCAACGGUACCAUCGCCGCGGUGUUGCGCAACGAGUACGGUGGCAAGCCGACGAAAACGUUGGGGCGCAUUACCGACCCGAUCAACAACAUCCUGACGCCCACGUAUAUGUUCUGAGCGUCGAAGUUACGAUGAUAUUUUUAUUGUAUUUUGUGAUAGUUAGACUGUUAAAACAUUUUUGAAGAAAAAAAACCACGUUCGGAUCGAACAGAUCCGAGAAGAAUAAUAUACGAGAAGAAUAUUAAACAUAAUAAUGUUAGGUACUUAUAUUGGACUUGUGAGGUGAAAAUAAUAAUAAUAAUAAUAUGCUAUACACCUGAGUGUAAUAUGUGUUAUCAUUAUAAUUUUGUACCUAAUAUAAUAAUAAUAAUAUGUCAUGUGCGCGCGCGUUUAGCGCCGUGUCGUGUAUAGACAAAAUAAUAAUAUUAUACAUAGUUGUAGACCGCAAACACGGUAAUAUAAUAUAAUAUAUAAUAUAUAACGACGAUAAUAAUAAUAAUAAUAAUAUCAUUAACCAAAAAACAAAAAAAAAAAACAAAAAUAUAUAUAUAUUGUAUUAGCCGUUCAAGUUUUCACAAUGUGUGUAAUAUUGUGUUGUGAUCGUAUUGUUAUUAUUAUUAUUGUCAUUAUAUCGUUCAUGUACUAUACGGUUGUAAUAGCAAUAAUAAUAAUAAUCACGAUAAACAUAAACACACACGCAAACAUAUUUUAUAUUGUAUAAUUAUAUUUUAUAUUAUUUAUGUAUGCGCGUGCAGUGAAAACGGCGUCCGGCCCACCACCCUGGUGUGGGGGCGGGGGUGUCGUGGUGUGUCCGCCGCGCAGUAAUAAGUUGUCAAACGUGAGAUUUUGUUUUGUUUUUAGCGGACACCCCCUCCCCACGACCACCGGACGUCCGGAACGUAGGUACACGUUUAAUAUAUAAUAUUAUUGUGUAUGUUUAUUUUUUUAUUUUAUUUUUUCGAAAUACGGCGCACGGACCCGGCGGGUACAGAGAACGUGCGUCGUCGUCGUGUACAUAUAUUAUAUUAUAAUAUUACAUUAUAUUACUAUGAUGAUUCCAAUUUUUUUUUUCUUCUUCUAUAUAGUUCGUGCGUGUCGCUUUUUGUUGUGUUGGCUGUGAAAUAUUGUGAUAAUAAACAUUUUAAAAAAUAAAUAAAAAGAAGAAAACGCACGAAAGAUUAACUACUCACCGUUUUUCGAUAAAUCGAGAAAAAUACCAACCACCGUUUUCUCCAAGGGUAUAUUUAAUAAUAUAUUAUAUUAUAAUAAAUUUCUUGCGUAAAGACUGAAAGAAUAUAAUAUCUUCAAAAAAAAAUUAUAUGAAUAAAAGACUGUAGCCCUUUUACAGUAUAUAUAAUACAAUAAUAAUAAUAAUAAUAUAUUAUAACAAAACAGUCAGGGGGUAUGAAAAUACUGUAUAAGUUCCUUAUAUGUAUAAAAAUGAAAAUUAUACCUACCCUUUUUUGUUUUCAAUGGAAUCAAUUUCAAACUUUGAACGUGUUAUGACCGACAAUUAUUUUCGUCUGAUACCAAACGUAGACGUUAUUGUUAAAAAGAAAAUAGCAAAAAAAAAAACGACAAAAAAAUUAAUUAUUUACAUUUUCUUUCGAUUCAUCGUCGUCAUCUUCAUCAUCAUCGUCUUAAAUCAUAAUAAUAUAUGAUCUAUAUAUAUACAUAAAAGUGUACAUUCCUAUAUAAUUUUAUCAUUAUACAUAUUUACGACUUAUUAGGUGUGCCUGUUUAAUUUGUGUAAUUUUUAUCUAGUCUGGUUGGAUAACGGGCCAAAGAGCUAAACAUACAUAUUAUAUAAAUAAUAAUAUAUUAUAUUUUUUUUCUUACGAUAGCGCAAAAUAUCUACAACGGGUUCACGGGGAGGGGGGAGGGCUUCGUUCGGAAUAAUCACUCACAGGCCUAAUAAUAACGAUAAUAGGUCGAGGAAAAAAACGAAAAUAAAUAAAUACACCGAGUACACAUUAGAUAAUAAAUUGUAUUUUCUUUACAAACAAUAAAAUAUAAAUGGUCGGCCUGUGAUACACCUUAAAUUCUCUGACAUAUUUUUCCAUUUUUUCGUUAUCGUUUAAACUUUUUUUUUGUUUCGAAUAACAUUUUAAAACGAAUGAAAUAUAUAACUAUAUUGUAUUUGUAAUAUUUAUUUUUAGAUACCACACGUAAUGUUAGCAUUCUAUUUGUAAAUUAGACGUUAGACAUAUAUAUAUUAUUAUUUUUUUUUUAGCCUGUACAAAAGUUUUUUUUUUUGUAAUUAUCCUAAUUUCAGGACGUGGUUUAUUUGUUAAAAGAAAAAUACCUAACAUGAGAAAAAACAAUUUAAUAAAUACACGAGAUUAUAUAAAGGAAACGCUAUUUGGUUCGUUUUUUAUUCUUCAUACACUGCGUACCUAUUAUACCUAUCUACUACAUUAUAUUAUAUUAUGCUCCAGGGCCUUAAAAAUUGUGUGCCGUGUACGGCUCACUAUAUUUUUUAUAUAACAUCUGCAGAUGUUACUCACGAGUACGGAUAUUUCAACACGACUGCCUGCAUUGAUAAAAAUGCUACUUUAUUUCAUUUUAAAGAAUCGCUGAUCGUUUAUCCGCGUUAUACAAUAUACGGCUACAAUGUAGACGCGUUCUAUAAAACAUAAUAUAAACAAAUACCUAUACGCAAUGUAUAUAGAUUCAAUCGGAAUGUUUCCUCCGCAUCCUUCCCUGUGUGCGCGUUUAUACGAUUUCGUGCACUCAAAGGUCUUUUGGGAAAGGAGAAAUCACGGAAAUGUCAAAACGAGCAAGUAUAUAUAUAAAAAAAAAAAAAAAAAUAGAUUUUUGUCGCGGUGGUGUUUGACUAUGGGUUGUGCGUGGAAACGGCGACGUAUAUUACCUACUAAUUAAUAUCAAAUUGGAAGAAGCGACGACCGGCGGUUUGCCAUAUACAACUCUGACAUGGUGUGCGGAAUGUUGUUGUUUACCCUAAAUACAUUUGUAUUGUUUUCGAUUUUCCAGCGCUCGUUACGAUAGCAGAUUCAUGAAUACGAAUACAAUAUAAUACAUGGAUAUUAUUAUUUUAAUAUUUAACGCAUUGUUGUGAUUUCGGCAACAGUCGUAUAUUAGCGGCAUUCGACUUGCCGCGACGUGUUAUGCACACAAAUAAAAUAUAUUAUAUUAUAUUAUGUAUUAGCUAGUGGUUGGCCGAUGGGAGUCGAUGCGUGUAAGGUAUAAACAAUGCAUAAAAAAAAAAUUUAUAAUAUUCAUAAUAUCUUUGAACGUUCAUUAAAUGAUGGCUGACGGCGUCGUCAUGAGCGUUUGUCCAGCAAUAGAGGCAGAACUCAUCACGUGGGUAGUUCGCUGCAAAAAUGUGCCUGUGUUCAUGUCCGCUCUCGUUUUUAUAACGAUCGUCUGAGUGAAAAUUUCAGUGGUAAUAAUAAUUAUUACGAGCUAAUAGUAUAAUUAUGCUGUAUAGGACUUAAAAAUAAAAUUGCCGCGGGAUGAUACGGUAAGUAGAGCGGUCUAAUGGCACACACACGAUGCGUACAGAGGAGGCUAGACGUCCUAUAACACAGACGGAUGGUAAAAAAAAAAUCACUUUAAUAUUUCAGUCACAUAUUUUUCUAAAUCACACGGGGAAGAAGACAAAUAAUUUUAAUUCAUCUGGUUUCAUUUAAGUAUUACGGACGUAAUUUAUUAUUCUGCUUUUUGGGUAUAACUUUUUUAUUUUAUCAAUGGUGUUAAUUACUUAAUUUACAAAAUAUAAUAAUAUUUUUUACACCUAAUGUUAGUAUAACCUAUACAUGCGGACUAUGCUGACUUUGUGUAUUUUAAUAAUUUAAAAACAACCUAUUACUUAACCUAACCACGACAUAAUAUAAUAUAUUAAACAUAGGUACAAUAUUAAUUAUAUUAUACAUAGAGGUAUCCGGCAUAUUUAUAGGCAUCUGCUCGUUUUCAGCUUCUGCCGAUGCGAGAUAAUUUAUAUUUUUACACGCACACAAACGAAAAAUAAACGCUUAAUGUUUCAAACUUUCGAAGAGAAGAUGUGAGAUGGUGUCGCUGUAUAGUAUGUAUAUUAUAUUAUAAUAUAUCGGUAGGCAAAGUAAAUUAUUCACGUAGGUACUACAUUUUCGGAAGGAUCACGACGAGAAAAAUAAAACCUUUCGGACUAGGACUAGGUAGGUAUAAUAUUAUGUGAUCAUAAAUAACUAUAUAAGUAUUUUAUAUUACAUAAUAAUGCAGAUUUAGUAUAAUAUAAAAUGUGUCGUUCUAGUUAUGCGUACCUAUAUAAAUAUUAUAUAUCUAUCCUUUACACGCAUGUAAACUUGCAGGGUGUUCAAUUUUUCUGGUUCGACUGUUGUGAUUUUGAACAUAACUUUUUUAAUAGUUUUUAGUGGCUAUAUAAAUAUUAAAUGGGUAUGUGUUUUACAAUUAUUUAAAUGUUCAUAUAGUUCAAAAAUGUUUUUCGGAGAGUUAAACAAAAACGACGUAUAUGUUAUGCGGGUCUACAUUAAUCGGUUUUUUUAAAUAUCCACUAAAAUAAAAAAAAAAUACCUAAAAGAAGUUAUUUGUCGAGAGUAUGUCGUGAUAAGUGAUAAUAACUAUGUACCUGUACUAUUGUUAUAGGUACCUACUUCAAAACGUUUUAUUCCAAAUCACAAGAAUCGACCGAGUAAAAUGUGAUAGUUUAGCUGCACGUGUAAAUAUAUAUUGGGUCAAUGAAACUAAAAAGACAAUCGUUUAUAUAUAUAGUUAUACCUAACAUUUAUGCCGCCGCUGUGGUUUAAAACAACAAUGCCGUUUUUGUCUGUACGCGCGGUAUUAUGUAAUAGACUUUUUUUUUAUUUUAAAUACAAACGUUGUUGCCGGUCGUGAUAAUAACGUCGGAUGACAUACACAAAAUAUAUUACGGUCACGUGGUACGACGACGACAAAGAACGCCAUUUCGUAUAAGAAACAUAAUAAUAAUGUGCUUUGUUUUUAAUAGACUAUUUUUUUAAGUAAUACGGAUAAAAAAAAAUGUGUAAUGCGAACGUUUAAAGUUUCUAAAUUGCCAAACCAAUUUGUAGUUUAAUAGUCUCGUACGUGUACAAAUGUGUAUGCGGAAAAAAAAUUUUAAACGUUCAACCUUAAUGUCUGUUUAUUGUAAAUUUUACGAUCCGGUGGUUUUUUUUUAGAGUACCUAUACUAUUUGUUAUUUCACCGAAAUUAUAUUUAAUAUGUAUCAUUCGAAACCGUAUCGUUUUUAUGUAUGUGUGUAUAAUAUGAUUUUUUUUUAGUCUGCCCAUUAUUCAAGAAAGUUGCUCUGCAUUUUGGUGCUAUUAUAAAACACCAAAUAUAAUACACACCCGAACAAGUAACAACUAAUAAAAAAAAAUAUGUAUAUAAAAUAAAAAAAAACUAAUGUGCCUAACUAUUAAAAAGUUUCUAAAAAUAAAUUACUGUACCAUUAAAAAAUUAUGCACAGUUAUUAUUAUCCCAUGUUAUAAUAUUUAAAUAGUGUGGCUGUGUUGACCAACAGAGGCAAAAUAUUUUAAUAUGUUAUAAUACUGCGAUUGAUUUAUGAAUUGUGGAUGUUUUUAUAAUGUAUAUUUCUAUAUGUAAAACUAUAUCAAGAGAACUCUUUUCGAUUCGAAAAUUUUUAUCCAACACCGGUGAAUACAAAAUUUGAAAAACUUGAGGUAAGAUGAUUUCUAUGAUCCAAUUAGGUAUUCAAUGUAUUGAAAAAACGCGGAACAAUAUAGGAACGCUACGUUGUUAUACGUUUUAAUGUUGUCGGCCGAAAACCAUGUGGACGACCUACGGUGGCCAACCUAUAAAGGUAACCUAUAUUGAUCAGGUAGUGAGUUAUAUAUAAAUAAUAAUAACUAUGUAUAUUGUACAUCGAUAACGUGCCCAUCGCUACGACGAGCCAGCUGGUCGUAAGUCAAGAAGACAAACGGUGUUCGCCUGUCGUCGGUGCGUGGGAUACACUAUAUAAAUAUAAUUAUUUAUACGUACAACGAUAGUAUUAAACGGAUUUAGUCACCGAGCGUGUUAUUCGGAAUGCGUAGUGCGAUUGAGAGGGAGAGAGAGUGGGAGAGAGAAACAAAAUCACAAAGAGAGGGUCUGCAGGGAGUGUACUGAAAAUAACAAUCACACUGUAAUAGGGUUGUGUAUGAAAUUCGCCUUUUUUGGAUUUGUAUCAAAAAUGAAACGGGGCAAGGCAGCACAAGCAUCAACAGAAGGAAUGUGUGAGUCUCUAUUGGCAUUCCGGUCAACGCUGUAUCCAUGGGUAUCAAGGUAUAUAAAAUAGGUACAUGCGCGCGCCGUCAUUGGUUCGGAAUAAAUUUAAUACGUUUUUAUAAAUUAUCCAGACGUAAACAGGAUGAGCCGUCGCCGCAUUCAUGUGUGUAUAUAUGAUAAUAUAAUAAUAAUCAAAAUAAUAUCAAUUAUUACCAUGUAAUUGUAAUAUACUGCAACGGAUUAUGAGAUGUGCUUUCUGUGUUAUUGCCAAUGUCAUGUUGUGAUAAAACACAAUGUAAUAUCAAUGGGCCAUUUUAUACAUAAAUAUUACGAUAUAAUUAAUAUAAUAAUAAUAUAUUGUGUGUCUAUAUUAUAGAAUACUGUUUAUAGAAGAAGACGUACGGACAGUGAUGACGACGACCGAUCGAAAUUUCAUAGCAUAUUUUACGUCAUACGUCGUUUUACAUCGCCUUCGUAAUCACACCAUCGCCUUUAUGAUAUACUUAGAGAUACUUAUGAGCCAGCUAAUAGCUAUGUCCUACAUUUUUAAACCUUAAUAUUUUUGAUUUUCGCAACGAUUUACUAUUUAAAAUAAUGAUUAUCGUUUCGUGUAAUUCUGCAUUUUAUUUUAUUUUAUAAUAGGUACCUAUUGUGUUUGCUCACAGAAAGACAGUUCAAAUGUACCGAAAAUUGUGAUACCUCUCGAAAGCGAUAAUUUAGUACUUAGUGGCGUCGUGGCCACUGCUCGAACGAUUUUUUCCCCAUGGUGGACGACAUGGAGACGACGCCGCGCCGAAGUCGAGUAGGUACCUAUUGGUAAUUUUACGUGCAAAAUGGCCACAACGUGUCUCGUCGGCUGUAUCACGAACGGAAAUGAUUCAAUCUGGGAAAACGAAUUGUGUCGUAUAGGGAAAAAACUACUCAUCGACCUGCAAAUAAACAAAAUAUAUAGAAAAGUAAUAUUGGGAAGAGGUAAAUCGUGGCACGUGGAUAUACUUCAUGCGCAAAAAAAAUAAUAGUAAGGAUUAAAAUAACAAUAAUAAUAAUAUACCUGUAAUAUUGGCAUAAUUGAUUUGAUUUUUUUGCGGAUGUUGCGUACGCAGAACAACGUUGUCUUCGUCUAAACAAGCAUAAUAUAAUACAAAAACACACGCGCACAUCAAAAAGAUUUAUACGAAGAAUCAUUUCCAGUUUCCGACGCGCAAAAUGCCAACGAGGUAGGAAUACGAAACGCGUUUUCGAGUGGCAAUUUAAUUAUAACACAGUCGUGUCCCCUACACUAUAAAUCAAUAUUUGCAGCGUUUAACGCGAAUUCGUAUAAAUAUUAUUAUCUUGACACCGACGACGCAUUGGUCCGAUUUCGAUUUCGGCGCCGAAAGAAAAACGUCGUCUCGCAGCGAUGAUCAGUAGUUGCACAACACCUCCCUUGCGUCUGCUGCUAAUUUGAAUGGUAUAUGGGUAUAGCGUACAGGUAAACCUUCUAUACAAUGUCAUGUGCGUGUUUAUUAUUUUAUUAUUAUCAUGCCAUGUUUAUUUUAUUAUAAUUAUAAUUGCGAUGCCUUUCGAGAUAGCGCGAGUUGAUUUCCGGCGAAUAAACUCUAAUAAUGUAUGAUACUGGGUGAUUCAUUAUUUAUAACAUUCGCAUCAUCAUAUUUUAAAGUUUUUUAUUGCAAUUCCAAAGCAGAACAGUAGUUGUCCGAGAGUUUUGAUGUGAAAAAAAUUAAUUUCCAAAGAGUCUAUAAAUAGUUUUACCCAAAUGUUUUACGAAUUUAGUAUUUAGAUGUAUAUUAUACUAAUCCCGAAAAUUUCUGUCCCCUAUAUAUACCGCUCGUCAAAACGUAAAUACUUAUAUAUAAAUAUAUAUACAUAUAACCAAAUAAAACAUAUUCUAUGGAAUAUCGAUUUUAUGUGUUAAAGUUCUCAGAAAUAUAUCAUUCUGUUUUGGAACCUUAAAUUCAAAAUGUAGAUAUUAGAUAUACCUAUAUAGGUACUGUCAUUCAAAAUAGUAGAAAAAAUUGUUGUACAUUUUAAUAACGAUUUCAAAUUACCUAAAAAACGAAAUAUUUUCAAACGUUAACGAUUUUUGUGAAAAACAUUACCUAUACAUAUUACCUUUAAAAAAAUCACCCUGUAUGUAAUAUAUUAUACCUACAGAAACAACAGCAUCGCGUUUUAUUUUAAUUGGUUUUAUAUAUCGUCUAAUAUAUCAUAACAUGUGUAAUGUGUAUAAUUUAUAUAAGUAUAACCUACAUAUUAUUAUAAUAUUGUUUUUGUUUUUAUUUAACGUCCGUGUAAGAUAUUUAUUUAUUUAUUGUUAUUAUUUUGUUUACGGUCUUCAAUUGCGGAAUGUGUCUUUCCUCUUUAUGUAUAAUAUUAUAAUAAUGUUAUGUAGGUACUAUAGAAUAGUUAAUAAAUUAUGAUAGGUAUCAUAAUUAAUCGUGAUGACGCGUAUAUACCUUACACGCGUUUAGUACCAAUAAUAUUAUGUACGUAUUAAUAAUCCGAUUAUUUUAACAACUUAUUCGUUCCGAAAUGUACAGACAUUCGGCGAUAUAAUAUAUUAUGAUAUAGUAUAAUAACAUUUUAUCGUUUAAUACCAAUCCUGUGAAUAAUUAUUAUUUAAAAGUAUAUUGCGUACCUACCUACCUACCUAUAGGCUAUACAUGUUAAAUGUUGCUUAUAACUUAUAAUAUAUUAUUAUGUUUUCGUUUUGCGAUUGGCGUUCCGAUUUUAGGUUCGGCGCCGCUCGGUGUCUGCAGCAGAGGAGGUUCGUGAGAAUUUAGUGAAAUAUUAUUUAUAUAAAUAUAUAAUAAUGUUAUUAUAAUCGUACUAUGGUCGUCAUAAUUUCACCGACAUUUUGCGAUUUUCCUACACCGCAACAACGGAGAACGUUUCGUACAUUUCUGCAGGAGCUGCUGUACAAUAUAGGUACCUACUGUGCAGUGUGCGUUACAUAUUAUUAUAAUAAACUGCACAGAAGUAGAAUGUCGAUUAUUAUUACCGUUUUAAAUGUUCAUUUACUAGACGAAAAUAGCAAUUACGACAUUUCCCUAGCAAAUACGCCUACUACAAACGAGUCAUAAAAUAAAUAUGGUAUACGUAUUUUUAUUUUUAAUGAACUUAACUCUUAUUUAAGUCACGAACGCGUGUGUGCAACACUCAUUACGUGUACUUAAUUUUUUUUUUCUCGAUGAUUAAUCGAUUGCGUUUAGAAGAACACAAAUUGUGUGGAAACUUAUUGUUCGGUAGGAAAUAACAAUUUCUUCGUCAAAUAAACCGACCGGCAUAACGUUGGCGCACGUCACAAUGAUGGUAAUAAUAAUAGUAUGUCGUCUCUGCAUCGCAUACACUCGAGUAGGUUCAUAAUUUAGGUAAAUACAUCCUCUGCGACGACCAUUUCCACCGGUUACUGGCUAAUCACAACAGGACAUUACUUAUCGAGUUAUUUGAAAUCAUUUUAAUUGCAUAUAUUAAUGUCUAUGAAUCAUCGAGGCACGCGAAGAAAUCCUGUGCAUAAUAUUAUAUUAUGCUACCUAUAUAUAAUAAUUUAUAUUAUUAGCAUUGCAAUUAUUAUAACAUUACCCCCGUAUUAAUAAUAUAAUACAAAAUCAGUGUUUGGAAACAACGUCGUUCAAACUUAUUACCAUAUAAUAUAAUAUGUAUAAAUAUUGAUUAACGUACGAUAACAUUUUUCUGCUGUAACAUUCCUGUAAUAAUUAUUUGAUUACGAAUUAUGAAAAUAAAAUAUGUGAAAUUCAGUGGGCAUGGCUCGACGUAAAACAACAACAAUAUUAUGAUUUCCACGAUUUUGUAUUAGGAUUUGGUCGAUUCAUAGAAAUAAAUUAAAAACAUUUUAAUGAACGAAUUAAUUUUUUCAGCGAACGUGAACUAGUUUCUUUUUUAAGCACUGAACCGUAAACGAAUUAAAUUUUUUAGUGUACGUUCCAAACACUGUAUAAUAUAAUCGUCCACGAUAAGGUUUUCAGAACAAUAAAAUAUUUGUGUUUGGAAGUUGCACAAUAUGCCGCUGCUAUCCAUCGAUUUGCGAAUCCGUCCAAAGUCAGACGUCGUUUUAUUUCGGCCAGAAGAGUUACAAUAUAAUUUGUGGUCAUUAUGAUAUUAUAUACAUACGCGUUUAUAACAAUAGAUGCAGCAGCACUACACGUCUAUAUCGUGUCCGGUUAUUGUUGUAUGUGUGUAUAGUCUUCGUGUUGAAGCCUCAGGCUGACACAAAAUAUUAUUUAACCAGAAAUAUCUCUGGGGGGGGGAGGCGUACGCCAAUUACAUUUAUAUAUGUAUGUUUUAUGAUAAUAUGUUUACCGCUGCAACCAAAUGAUAAUGUCGCACGGAGUACGGGACGUUUGCUUGUCUUGUUAUUAAUAUUUUUUAUUUUUUUCACACUUUUUUAACGUGUCACUACUCACGGCCUUCUUCCCGGUGAAACGCGUGAUUGGCAGAGGAGAACAUCAUCAUGGUGAUAGUUACACCGGCGACGGAGGUGACGGUGGUUACUGGUUGAUACCGGUUAAUGGUUAUACACCGUAUACAUAUUAUUUCGUGUUUAUACAGUAUAUAGCUGCUGUCGUUGCUGUCGACGUGAUUAUGCCGAUUGCAGCUAAUCGAUCGACCAAAACGCGGUUAAACGGUUUAACUUUCUCGGAGAGCGGUCGAAAACACCAGUGCAGACGGCGUACACAGAUCGACGGCCUGGUGCGUGUAACACCAAACUUUCGAUUCAUUUCCUCACGGCCACCUACGGAGGAAGCAAUAUACGACGCUGCAGUGCAGUAUACGAUAUUUAUGCUCGGCGACGUUUAAUCCUUCACACGGAGCGUACAGUUUCGAAACCCGGAGCAAACAAUUCGAACGAUAUUUGCAUGACGUAUCGGCGAACGCGAAGACAAUAACAAUAUAAUAAUAUUACCUAUAACAAUGUCAACUGAUAAUGUAUUUGUUUAAUUUUUACUGAUAAUACUGAAAUGUCAUAUUAUAAUAUAUUAAUAAUAGUCAUUAUGUAAAUUAUACCAAAGUUACGAGUAACCGUAAUGGAUGAGAAAUGUGAUAAUGCUUAAAAUAUAAUAUUGUAUUAUAAAAUAUGUAAAAUCACACAUCGUUAGUAUUUGUAGAGUGAUUAGGGUUGUAGUUGUAUGACUUACUGCGAUGUACGGAUUUAGUAUUAUAUAUCAAUAAAUAUCAUAUAAACGUUUUUACCGUUUUACAAUAUUGUGUUAAUGUCAAUUUAGCUUACCAUGAAAAUAAUAAAAUAUUUUUGCAUACCUA
Messenger RNA from Metopolophium dirhodum (rose-grain aphid), 14605 nucleotides. Its product is annotated as centrosomal and chromosomal factor-like. Lineage: Eukaryota; Metazoa; Arthropoda; Insecta; Hemiptera; Aphididae. The record is from RefSeq and is a predicted model, not a curated record. The transcript is spliced from 4 exons. The coding region runs from base 1895 to 3238 and encodes 447 amino acids.